Messenger RNA from Lampris incognitus (smalleye Pacific opah), 2056 nucleotides. RefSeq names its product branched chain keto acid dehydrogenase E1 subunit alpha (gene bckdha). The record is from RefSeq and is a predicted model, not a curated record. Gene Ontology annotation, molecular function: oxidoreductase activity, acting on the aldehyde or oxo group of donors, disulfide as acceptor. Gene Ontology annotation, biological process: branched-chain amino acid catabolic process. The coding region runs from base 66 to 1385 and encodes 439 amino acids. NCBI's taxonomy places the organism in Eukaryota, Metazoa, Chordata, Actinopteri, Lampriformes, Lampridae. The transcript is spliced from 8 exons.
CAGCUCGUUAGGCCAAGCUGUAGCAAAGCCGAGCGCCGACGUGACUGACGGCGACCGUCGGAAGUAUGAGCAAAAUGUAUGGCAUAUGCUUCCGCGCAUUGCGGCAAGCUCCAGGGCCGAAGGCGUCCAGGCUGCUUCAGCAGAGGGCGUUUCGAGUCAGCGCAGUGCACCGGCAGCAGCCCUUCGACACAGCAGAUAAACCUCAGUUCCCUGGAGCUUCAGCUGAGUUUGUGAAUAGCCUUGAAUUCAUACAGCCCAAUGUCAUCUCUGGGAUUCCUGUGUACCGUGUGAUGGACCGGCAGGGUCAGAUCAUUAACCCCUCUGAAGACCCUCAGCUUUCCAAAGAGACCGUUUUGAACUUUUACCAGAAAAUGACUCUGCUCAACACAAUGGAUCGAAUUCUGUAUGAAUCCCAGCGACAGGGCCGGAUCUCGUUCUACAUGACCAACUACGGUGAGGAAGGGACACACAUUGGCAGUGCAGCAGCUCUUGACUCAAAUGACCUAGUCUUUGGCCAGUACAGAGAAGCUGGAGUACUUAUGUACCGUGGUUUUCCACUGAACCUGUUUAUGGCUCAGUGCUACGCCAAUGCAGAUGACCUUGGCAAGGGCAGGCAGAUGCCGGUCCACUAUGGCAGCAAAGACCUCCACUUUGUCACCAUUUCCUCUCCUUUGGCCACCCAGAUUCCUCAGGCUGCUGGGGCUGCAUAUGCAAUUAAGAGAGAGAACUCAAACCGAGCCGUCAUCUGCUACUUUGGAGAAGGAGCAGCCAGCGAAGGGGAUGCCCAUGCCGGCUUCAACUUCUCCGCUACUCUUGAAUGCCCGUUGAUAUUUUUCUGUCGUAAUAACGGCUAUGCCAUCUCUACCCCCACUAAUGAGCAGUACAGGGGCGAUGGCAUCGCGGCUCGAGGUCCCGGCUACGGCAUGAUGUCGAUCCGGGUGGAUGGGAACGAUGUGUUUGCUGUGUACAAUGCCACAAAAGAGGCCCGCCGCAGAGCUGUGGCAGAGAACCAGCCCUUCCUUAUCGAGGCCAUGACUUACAGAAUUGGCCACCACAGCACCAGUGACGACAGCUCGGCUUACCGCUCGGUGGAUGAGGUGAACUACUGGGACAAGCAGGACCAUCCCAUCUCCAGGCUGAGGCACUACAUGACUGCCCGCAGCUGGUGGAGCGAGGAGGAUGAGAGGAGCUGGAGGAAGCAGUCUCGCAAAACGGUCAUGGAGGCAUUCGAGAGAGCCGAGAAGCGCCAGAAACCCAAUCCGGACCUUCUCUUCUCAGACGUGUAUCAGGAGUUGACGCCCAAUCUGAACAAGCAGAGGGAGUCCAUGUGGAGGCACAUGCAGCAGUACAAGGAGCACUACCCCCUCGACCUGUAUGACAAAUAACCACCACGAUGUGGGAUUGGUUGAGAGUGUGAGGGUUGUGAUUGGCUUUCGCAGGCCUUUCUAGUUGAUUCAUAGUUUUGAUAUGACAUCAUUGGCUCCACAAUAGACGAGAAUAACAGUGAUGAUAAUUGAAUAACACUAUUACUUGCCUUUGGGUUUUGUGCCUUAAAGUAGAGAAUGACAGUGGCUAGUUAAAUUAUUCUGUAAUCCCUAGACAGUUUUGACCAUGUGUAUUUCCCAAAAAUGUCUGCAUUGAGGUUCUUCGCUGUUUAUUAAAAAAAAAAAAGGACUACAAUGUGAAAGCAAAUAGGGGCUAAAACCACAAUACGAGCAAUAAACAGAGGACUCAGUUUCUUUACCACUUCUGUCUGAAUCUGUUUCUUCUCCUUGUACAGUGAUCCUAUUAAGUACUACGGCACACGGCAUUUCUGCAUUGUCUUGUGGGAUUUAACGGAUUCCUUUGUGCAUAACUGAACUUCCUGUUUUACCUGCUUUUACCCCUCUCGCGUGUCCACCCCCAGAGUUUGAAUAAAUGGUUUUCUCUUGCAGGUGCUACAGUAAUGCUGUUACAUGACAUGUUUGAAAUCACUGACGGCUGUACACAUCUUGUAUAUUAAAUCAUACUCGGUGUUUUGUGUGUGGAAAACCUGAAUAAAGACUUGCUGUUUUCA